Molecule: messenger RNA, 678 nt
Organism: Papilio xuthus (Asian swallowtail)
Lineage: Eukaryota; Metazoa; Arthropoda; Insecta; Lepidoptera; Papilionidae
Exons: 4
Coding region: 1-678 (225 amino acids)
Source: RefSeq, a predicted model, not a curated record
AUGUUGUAUUUGAAACGAUCAGUUGUACUUUUGUUGGUAUGUUGUUUUGUAAAAACAUGUUUUUCGUAUGAUGGAGAAAAUGGCUACAAGAAACUGUCACGUCGGAAACGAUACGUCUCUUUUCCUGAAGGCUCGAGUUUUUCGUGUGCUGCUUGCAUGACAGUGGGUUUGAUAGGACAACCAGCGCCAUCUACAUCUCCAGGAACCUUUACGUUUGGUCUUAACUGGGGUAUAGCUUACGAACUACCCAAUACAACUGAGACGGCGCAAUUCUUUCGUAAGAAAUACAGAAAACCAGUCGCACAACGCAGAAGUAGACGACAAUUGUAUGAGAAGAUUGAAUUGAUACUUGACAAUAUGGGGUACAACGGCCGACAAUGUAUUUUGAAGACUCUCUGUGAGACAACACAACGUAUCGUGCCUCAUAACGAAAAUAUGGUACAAGAAAUAUUCCGAACACUAUUCACAAUGCCUUUGACAAAAGUCCUCAAAACGGAGCCGCUACAACAUACAAUAUAUGACUCGGCGCAUCGUCUUGGUGUUUUGUUGGAAAGCUGUGAUAUCUACAAAUGUCCGUUGUCGCUAGUGGACUGGGCACAAGGCUACUACAACGCCCCCGCGCCGCAAAUCGACACUGCGAGAAAUCCGUGGGCCUUAUUCAGUAGUAAUUUUGGUUGA